CUGGAGGAUAAAAGGCGAGGAUACUAUCUUACUCGGGGAGUUUGUUGGAAGGGAAGACAGAGCAUCAACAAUCAACCAUCCAGUCGUUUCAGUUCGUCGCUUCUGCUCUUCUGCUCUUCUUUUCCACUUACACCUGCCUACCAGUGCGGAGCACUCUUUCAUACCUCCAAGACCAAGACCUAUCUCAUUUACUUCUCGAGCGACAUACACUUCUUCAUCGCUGAUUUCAAGUACAUCAGUAACCUCAAAAUGAAGACAGCAGCUCUUAGCACCGCCCUCUUUGCCGCCCUUGCGGCUGCCAACCCUAUUGACGCCCGGCAGGCAUCGGGAUGCAAAGCAGUCACUAUACUGUUUGCCCGCGGUACAACAGAAACGGGUACCCUCGGCACCGUCGUCGGUCCCGGACUCCAGAAGGCCCUCCAGUCGGCCCUCGGCGCCGACUCUGUUACCGUCGAAGGCGUCGCUUACCCUGCCGAUACGCUCGGCAUCUCGGCUGAGGCAACAGGGUCUGGACCUGGUAGCACCGCCAUGGCCAGUCAGGCUAGCGAAUGGUUCAGCAAGUGCCCAGAGACAAAGUUGAUUCUUACCGGCUACAGCCAGGGCGCCAUGGCCGUUCACAAUGCUGCCAGGAUGCUCAACGGCAAGGGCGUCCUUGCCGCUGUCACUUUUGGAGAUCCAUUCAAGGGUCAAGCUGUAUCUGGCAUUUCAGCAGGCAAUUUCAAGAGCUUUUGUGGUGUUGGUGAUAGUGUUUGCUCUGCUGGUGGAUGUGCUAGCGCCGGGGGCUGCGGAAGCAAGAGCGGGUAUGGCCAUCUUGGAUAUUUCUCCGACAACGACGCGGCCGCUGCUUUCAUCAAGUCCGUAGUGGCUUAGAUAUAUAUAGCACUUGCUGCGUUGAUUGGGAGGAUUAUACUUAGAUGCCUGACUACACGACUAAAUCUACGGGAUUUCUUUCAUCUCAAUAUAGUUUUAGCCUUCUUGUAUAAUCUACUAAAUCGACCGCUGACGCUGAUUAUCUUCUAUAUUUGGGCCA
Messenger RNA from Colletotrichum navitas, 1030 nucleotides. Its product is annotated as cutinase. The transcript has a single exon. The record is from RefSeq and is a predicted model, not a curated record. Gene Ontology annotation, molecular function: cutinase activity. NCBI's taxonomy places the organism in Eukaryota, Fungi, Ascomycota, Sordariomycetes, Glomerellales, Glomerellaceae. Gene Ontology annotation, cellular component: extracellular region. Gene Ontology annotation, biological process: carbohydrate catabolic process. Bases 250 to 870 code for a protein of 206 amino acids.